GCUUUGGACAAGUUCAUUUCCCGGGCCAAGGUGUGGCGGGGCAUCGGCUGCGGAAUGAUGCUGACCCUCUUGGCUUACCGCACCUACAUCUUCCCCGUGCUCUCCUUCCUCCUGCAGCUGGACCAGUUGCCGUCCAAUUGGGACGUUGUGGAGCAGCAGGCAUGCGUCCUCCUCUUCCCCGGCCCCCGCUGCUGGACUACCCCAGCGGCGCUCCGGAGCUUGCGGUCCUUGGGGUUUCACGCGGAAUUGGUCGACGCAGCAUCCGUGGCGAUCGCGGCCAAGUGCCGGGUAUAUCGAUGGGAGAACACAGCUCAUGGAGGACUUCAGGUACGUCGUCGUUCUCGUUUUUUGGACGCACUCCGACUGGAUUCUGAUCAUUUGGAUCGUUUGGUUGCCUGGAGCGGCUGGCACGGCCAGAAUUUCUUCACGAACCUCACAAACGCGCGCGGCCAUCUGGAACACAAGGCAGCAGCAGCCAGAGUGUCGGUCGAGGCAUUGGUUCAGGGCGACGCGCCGGAACCAGCGCCGAGGUCUGAAUGGCAGAAGCGGUGUCGGAUUAUAUUGGCGGACCCGCGCCCGCAGGGCGCCGUCCGCCACCUCGACCGCUGCCUUUCUCGUCUCCAACUCCCGGUGCUCCGUGGGCGCCGCUUGGAGCGCGCGACGCUCGCGCUCCGCGGCCUGGCGCCGCUGGUGCCCCCGCGGGUGUGGGCAUCGGUCUACCGCGUCAUGUGCAACGGCUGGACUACAGGGCGCCGCAUGCAGAGGCCAGCGCCUUGCGCGUUUGCAUGCGGACACGGGGAGGACAGCGUCGAGCACUACAUCCACUGCUCCAGGGUCGCGGAGUUCGGGCGCAGGCAGCUGGCGCUGACUGCCCCUCCACCCGGCGAGCGCUUGUCUCACUUUCUGCUCCUCUCCCCCCGUUUUUCCGAAGACACGGCGAGCGCUAUCGCUCGCCGUGCCCUGGCGGUGUAUUGCCUUUACGCGGCAUCCACAGCGGCGCGCCACGGGGCCACCUCCAACGCGUGGGAGGCCAUGUGGCAGUACGCUAGGGAAGCUUGUGCUGCGCAUCCUCGCCUCGCAUCGCUCGUGGCCGCAGUGUGGCAGAGCUGA
Messenger RNA from Prorocentrum cordatum, 1110 nucleotides. Lineage: Eukaryota; Dinophyceae; Prorocentrales; Prorocentraceae. The record is from the annotation of a GenBank genome assembly.